AGAAGAUUGCACGUCUCAGUGUUGACGAUACUCGCCAUAUCCUGUAUACCUUAUCAGAGAAUGGUUCCAUUCAAGUGUUUGACUUGGGUAAUGACGGAAAUGAAAUGCGAAAAGUGGCGUCGUUGAGUCACGCACAAAUUCAAGAUAGAGCAUCAAAUGAGUGUCGAACGGUGGAUCGUGCCUUCUUCACCGAUAUUGUCAGUAUCAAUGCAAUACCGUCGACUCGUUCACAAUAUUUACAUUUGGUAGCAACAACACGCAAAGGUGUUCGUUUAUACUUCACAUGCUUACCACCAACCCCAAUAAGCGCUCUAAUAUCGACACCUUACGGUGUCUCGCCUCCAUCGUUACCCGAAACGGCUGAUAUUCGACCAACUGAUCUCAGACUUCGUCAUGUCCGAAUCCCACCUGGAUAUAAUGCUGGUGGAAUUGGCAAUCCGUAUUUCACAGUUUAUGAUACACUCUUUUCUCAUGAAGUGUCAGUGAUGGUAGCGGAGUGCGGAGUUGAUGCGGCCUCAACAGUAACUUGUUUCUCAUCGUCGAAUUUAUCUGCGCAAGAUUAUUUAAUGGAGAACUUGACAAAAUUUUCAUUCACAACAACCGUACUUGCUGUGGAGCGAACGUUAUCGAAUGCGGUUAGUGGUAUUUUUUUACCAGUGGAAGGGAGCGUUGAUGUACGUCCGCCUUAUAUUAUAUCUCAGCAUCGUGAUCCACCCGAAAGGAUUGUCAUUCUCAACGAAAAGGGAAUUUCAAUAGUUGAACAGAGAUCACCAGUGGAUAUAUUACGUGAAAUAUUGCAUCAAUUCGGUGCGGAUUCACCACAAGCGAACUACUUUUUGCAAUUGCACGGUGCCAUCAAUACGUGUGUUAUGGCUCUGAUCAUUUUAUGUGCUGACAACGCAGCUGAUCUCGCUAUUAAAGAUGCGGCGUUGAGAAUAUUUUCAUCGUUGGGAUCACAACGGAAGAUGCCAAUGAAUGGCAUUUCAGCAAUGGGCAUGCGCUCUCCGGCAGGACGUCUGUCGUCACCAGACUGGCCGCAAGCU
Messenger RNA from Anisakis simplex (herring worm), 1043 nucleotides. The record is from the annotation of a GenBank genome assembly. NCBI's taxonomy places the organism in Eukaryota, Metazoa, Nematoda, Chromadorea, Rhabditida, Anisakidae.